AUGUUCACUCAAUCACAGGUAGGUAUGAGCACAAUGACGAGUCUGAUGGCAAAGAAAUACGUCCAAGAGGAAAUACGUUACGAUGACAUUGAUGCUAAGUUCGCCAAACGUGAACGCUAUGCCGGCCCGCUAAGUGAGUUUAAAGAGAAGCGUGAUUACAAACCUGACGUACGGCUCGAAUAUGUGGAUGAUCUGGGCCGACGACUGAAUUCGAAGGAGGCCUUUCGGCAGUUGAGUCACAAGUUCCACGGAAAGGGUUCGGGUAAAAGAAAGACGGAGAAACGUAUGAAGAAGAUCGAAGAGGAAUGUGUAAGUCUAUAG
Messenger RNA from Protopolystoma xenopodis, 321 nucleotides. Lineage: Eukaryota; Metazoa; Platyhelminthes; Monogenea; Polystomatidea; Polystomatidae. The record is from the annotation of a GenBank genome assembly.